AUGGAUCAGUCCGCGGAUCGCCCGCCUAUUUUUGAAGGGUUUUGUUCUUGGAAGCCCCGGUUUGCAUCGAGAGUCCUUCUUCGACCCAGGUUUGUACGUGAUAUCUUGAUUAUCUUCUUCGUCGUCGCUGCCUGCCAAUUACUCUGGGUAUACCUUCUGCCUCUUCCACAGCCAUCGGCUCCAGUGGUGAUAGAUAACAGUCAAGAGGCGGAAUGGUCACGGUUUGCUUAUGCACAAUACGCGACUGAUCCGGUGUAUCUCUGCAACUCUCUGAUGAUUUUCGAGACACUGCAACGACUUCAGACAAAACCAGACAGAAUCUUGAUGUACCCCACUCGCUGGCCAGCGAGUACCACAAAGCGAAAAGCAAUAGAAAGGAUGUUAGCGAAAGCGCAAGACGAGUACAAUGUUAAGCUGAAGCCGAUAUCACCUCUUCAGGCAUCGCCAGAUGUAACAUGGGGGGACAGCUUCACAAAGCUGCUUGCCUUCAACCUAACAGAGUAUGAGCGUAUAUUAAUUUUUGAUUCGGAUUCCACGAUACUUCAAUCAAUGGAUGAGUUGUUUCUGCUCCCCAGCGCCCCAGUAGCCAUGCCAAGAGCAUACUGGCUACAAUCAGGAGACAACUUCCUCACAUCAGGACUUGUUGUUCUCGAACCGUCCGAAUUUCAAUUUUCGCGCAUUAUUGACGCGAUAAGUGAGAAGGAUCAGACAGAGUACGACAUGGAACUGAUGAACCGUCUCUAUCAGAAUCACUGUUUGAUUUUACCACAUCGACCGUACUUCCUGAUAUCCGGGGAGUUUCGUGGGGACAACCACUCAAAGUAUUUGGGUUCUGACAACGAAGUAUGGGACCCACAGAAAGUUUUCGCGGAAGCCAAGAUUAUCCAUUUCUCCGAUUGGCCUUAUCCGAAACCUUGGGAGAAAGGCAUCCCAGACGAAUACCGGAUAGGAGAAUGCCGAAUUGCUCUAUUGGGCUAA
Histoplasma mississippiense is the source of this 978-nucleotide messenger RNA. RefSeq lists its product as hypothetical. The transcript has 3 exons. Gene Ontology annotation, molecular function: glycosyltransferase activity. Bases 1 to 978 code for a protein of 325 amino acids. Lineage: Eukaryota; Fungi; Ascomycota; Eurotiomycetes; Onygenales; Ajellomycetaceae. The record is from RefSeq and is a predicted model, not a curated record.